This is a messenger RNA of Fusarium keratoplasticum, 1032 nucleotides long. RefSeq lists its product as uncharacterized. Lineage: Eukaryota; Fungi; Ascomycota; Sordariomycetes; Hypocreales; Nectriaceae. The record is from RefSeq and is a predicted model, not a curated record. The coding region runs from base 1 to 1032 and encodes 343 amino acids. The transcript is spliced from 2 exons.
AUGUCCGCGUCUCUAGACCUCGGCCCUCCAAAGGAGAGCUCUGGCUCUCUUUUUCUCAAGUCCCAAUUCCGUAGCCCGGUCCAAUGGCCUCCCAAAGAUACCAACCUCAAAGGCAAGGUUGCCAUCGUGACGGGCUCCACCAGCGGUCUCGGGCUUGAAGCAUCUCGUCAACUUCUAUCCUACGGUCUAUCGAGCCUCAUCUUGGCCGUGCGGUCCAAAGAAAGAGGCGAAAGGGUUGCAGCCAUCUUCAAGGCCGAGUUUCCGGAUGCUAAUAUCCGGGUCUGGUCUCUUGAGAUGGAGUCGUAUGACUCUAUCCAGGCAUUUGCUCGCCGCGCCGAAGCCGAACUUGUUCGCCUGGAUAUCGCCAUCUUGAAUGCAGGAGUGCAGGGAGCCGACUUUGUUACGGUACCUAGCACUGGCCAUGAGAAGUUGAUCCAGGUCAACUAUCUCUCCACUGCUUUCCUCGCCAUUCUGCUCUUACCCAUCCUCAAAUCCAAGUCUCCGGUGGGCGAACCAGGUCGUUUAACCAUUGUCAGCUCUGGCACAGCUCGAGGAGCCACUCUCUCAGAACCAAAAGGCGGUCCAAUUCUGGCUGCCCUUGAUGACAAGACUAGGCCAUGGAAGCCUGUUGAGCGAUAUGCCGUGAGCAAGCUCUUGGGUCACCUGUUUAUCAUCAACUUGGCCAACUACGUCAACUGUGAAGAUGUCGUCGUCAAUCUUGCUGACCCUGGACUUGUCAAGGAUACGGCCUUGCAGAACUUUGCACCGUGGAUUGUUGUGGUCUUCUUUUACAUCUUCAAAUCAAUUUUCGGGCGGUCACUGCCUGUUGGUGCGUCGACAUAUGUCGAUGCGGUUGCCGUGAAGGGCAAAGAGUCCCAUGGAUGUUUUGUGUCAAACUGGAAGAUUGCGCCUUUUGCCGCGUUUGUCUACACACCCGAGGGGGAGGCAGCGCACGAGACGUUGUGGCAAGAAACGAUGGCAGAGUUCGAGUUUGCUGGCGCGCAAAAAAUCCUAAACGACCUCAAGAAGUGA